This is a messenger RNA of Terrapene triunguis (Three-toed box turtle), 297 nucleotides long. Its product is annotated as testis anion transporter 1-like. The record is from RefSeq and is a predicted model, not a curated record. NCBI's taxonomy places the organism in Eukaryota, Metazoa, Chordata, Testudines, Emydidae. The transcript is spliced from 3 exons. The annotation marks the transcript as partial.
AUGAAGAUUGUGAUGCUGGGCCAGAUUCCAAACACGGAUCUAUACAGAAGUUUAUCUGACUACAAAGCAGCAGCAGAGAUUGAAGGUGUGAAAAUCUUCCAGUGUUGUUCCUCCAUCUCCUUUGCAAAUAUGAGACAUUUCAAAGGCUACUUGUUACAUAAGAUGGAUGUGAAAGCAGUGCCCCUGGAUGAAAAUGAAAUGAGAUCUUUAAUCUCAGUUAGUCUGUCUAGCACUGGAUUGGAGAGAAAGGAUUUGAAGUGUGCCUGUGUUUGUGAUCCACCUGAGCCAUUACCCAGG